Paramormyrops kingsleyae is the source of this 1782-nucleotide messenger RNA. The record is from RefSeq and is a predicted model, not a curated record. Lineage: Eukaryota; Metazoa; Chordata; Actinopteri; Osteoglossiformes; Mormyridae.
CCAUCGACCCUGGUACAUUAGGAAAUAUUUGAAGUGCAUCUCUUUCUCAAUAUGACACACUGGUCUGACACGUCGGCUAUACUCCCCUUCAUUGCGGGGGUUCACAUACACUGAGAGAACUAUAACCGUUUCAGUUUGCGCCGUUUUCUUUGAAGAAGAACCCAUAAACAUAGCAUUAAUUCUUCCUCUUCAUUCAGCAGGUGAUGCGUACUGGUCGCAGACAUAUUUGUGUAGUAAUUUUUUUUCUGUGGUUCUUUGUCGAUUGGAAUGUUUUCAGUCUACUGACAUCUAUCGGAUUGGAGAGCAUUGCUGCCACGACAAUCGGGGCUCUAAAACUAUUUUACAUUAUUAACCCUCGAGCUGCCUGCAGUAUAUUAUGAAUAUAUCAGCAAAUAUGUACAUAAGGAGGUCAGUACAGUACAGUGUUGAAAAUGAAAUGCAGAAUCAGCAGACGUUGGGCGGAGAUCCAUGUGUCUGAUAGCUGGAAGACGUCUCUCCCUAAACAUAAGGAAAUAACGAAGAGAAAUAAUAUAAAACAUUCAUGAUUAAUUCGGUGCUUCAGAAAACUCGGCAGUACUUUUGCGGAAUCCUCAACUGUACAUGUGUUAGAUCAUUUAUUCGCGCAAUUUGCGGCAUUCACCCGUUUUGGCGUCGCUCAGUAUGUGGUGGCAUCAUCCUGUGCUGUAUAUACCAUCGACGCACUUACCUCCUUGGUGGUAUUCGCUGGAUGUGGCAAGGCAUAGAACACUGUUGCACCUCCUUUUUCCAUCAUUUAUGUCGUACAUACAAUUACAUCCGCAGAACACUCGCCUUUCCAGGUCUGGAUGCGGGGGCAGCAGUCUCAGCAGGGACACCCAGACUUCCCUCUCCCCGGCCACUUCCUCCAGCUCCUCCGGGGGAAUCCCCAGGUGUUCUCAACCCAGCCGAGAGACCAUCAAGUUUCAUCAUGAUUAUUAUUAAUAUUAUUCUUAAUGUAUGGCGUAUUGUCCGAGAAUUCUUUUUCCCUUCCCCAGUAAAAGUCCACGUGCUGGUUGCUGGAGAAACUUUCCAGACCCAAGACACCUUCAUACAAAAGCUGAAGCUGCAGAUAGAGCCCUGCAGUGCAGAGAGCAGCAGCAUCAUCCUGGUCUUCUGUCCUGUUGUUUCUCGGAUUGGGACAGACAUGGAGGCAGCAAUGGCCAGAGUUACAGAAGACAAACCUGUCAUCCUGGUGUUCAUGCACCACUGCCAUGAUCCCAGUCACAUGACCAACAUCACAGUGCAACCGACUGAGAGCAAAAUCGUGCUAGUUGUGCACUCCGUCUUCCUUGAAAAUAAAGGGCUGCUGGCAUGCGAAGAAAACAAUCAGGCAGUUGUCAUGGUGUGUUCAGAGCUGAAGAAAUACAAGUGAAGAAAACCAUGAAGAAAUACUACAGGGAAACACAGAUUAGCACUAAAUAGCACAUAGUUUUUGCUAUUAUACACAGUUUAUAUUUGCCCAAGUCGUCCACUGCACCUUUUUCGAAAAUGAAGGGCUGUUGCAACGCAAAGAAAACAAGCAGGGAGACGCCGAGGUCCGUAUGAUGCUGCAGAAGUACCAGCUAAGAAACAGACCCUUUACGGGGAAAGAUUAAAAUCAACAAAAUCAGUUAUUUGCAAGGAAUAUGUGUGAUUAUUCAGCUGAGGAAUUUAACUGUGUAUUCAGUACAUUUUGCUUGAGAAAUGCCCGCCAUAUAUGCAUAUACUGUGUACAUAUGUAUAUCAUAUAACUGGCCCUAUUAUAAAAAGAUAUAUCUAAUUGUU